AAUCUGUGAUCGGCCUUCUAUUGAACAGGAGAGAGAGAGAGAGAGAGAGAAGAUGUGGCAUGAAGCUCGUAGAUCGGAGAGGAAGGUCCAUGACAUGAUGGACGCCGCUCGGAAGAGAGCUCAGAGGCGAGCGGUUUAUCUGGCAAAGAGAAGAGGCGAUCCUCAGCAAUCGAUUCAAGCCAUCGGUACUAGAUGUCGGUUGUAUCGCGACGAAGGACUCUACCAGGCCACGCAGGAUCAGCAAGGCCUGAUACCUUGGAAUGGGAAACAAGAUAUUCUAAUUGACAGAUUUGAUGGCCGUGCUCUUCUUGAUUUUAUUCGCAAUCCUGUUUCUCGACGGGCCCCUGAGAAGACAGAAGAAGAAAAAGAACUGGAAGAGUUUGUUAAUUUUGAGCGAUAUCGGGAUUUAAUUAAGCAUCGGCGUAGAGGAUUUCUGGAUGAAGAUGGUUUGCAACAUGUCAAUCAAGAAAUGGAAACAAAGGCUGUUGCUUCUAUUGGAUUUGACAGAUCUCAGCCAACUCAGGCUCCUGCAAGCAAGGGGUCAUAUUCACAGGUUGCUUUCUCUUACGAUGGUAAUGGGAAAGAAGAGACUCAUUAUGCAGAUGGUGAUGAGGAGGACGAAGAUGACGAUGACGAAGAUGAGGAAGAUUUCAACAGUGAUGAUAGCAAUGACGAUGAGACAGAGAAAAUUGCAAAAGAGUUUGGGGUUAAGAGGCAUGGUUGGCUUGUUUAUAUGGACAAAAAGGCUAAGGAGGAGGAAAGAAGACAAAAAGAAAUAGUGAAAGGAGAUCCCUCAAUUAGGAAACUUAGUCGAAAGGAAAGGCGAAAGGCUUCACAGAUUGGAAGAGAACGAGAAAAAGAAUCUGCUAGGAUAAGUGGAAAUGUGCUUCAUCAUGAUCCCUACAGGGAGUCUAGACGAAGCCCCACUUAUGAGUCUUAUUAUCGUUCUAGAAGCAGGUCAAGAUCAAAGUCCCACUCCCCAUCACACUCAAGGCGAUAUUCCCGUGUUGGACAUGAAGAUGAUAUUUACAAAAGCAAAUCAAAAGCUCCUAAAAUAGAGUAUAUAACUGAAUUUGGAGGCUCUGCUGACGGAAACGAGCCACAGCUUGAAGGAUAUUCUCCACCACCAUCUCCUCCAUCCCAGUUUGUUGGGUUGAGCCGGCCAUCGUCUGAUUACAUACUUGAUGCCCUUCAUGUUGAUCCUGCUUCUGGUGUAUCCAAUGAAAAGGAAAGAAGUGGAAAAUUGUUGAAGCCAUCGGUGAGUACUCCCUCGGCAUUAGCAAAGUUAAGCAAGCCAACCGGUAGCGCAGUCCUCUCUAAACAACAAGGAGAAAAGAAGGAAACACCUCAAGAACGGCUUAAACGAAUUAUGAGCAGACAACUUAACAAACAAAUUAAGAAAGACACUGCUGCUGAUAUGGCAAAGAAGAGAGAACAGGAGCGACAGAGGCUUGAUAAGCUUGCUGAGACAAGCCGGUUAAGUAGAUACAGGCACCGCAGCCGGAGCAGAAGCUACAGUCGAUCACCUGUGAGAUAUGGAAGAAGCAGGAGUCCUCCUCCAAGUAGAAGUCGUAUAUCUCGUGGACGAUCACGUUCUAGGUCUAGAUCCAGAUCUCGUUCUCAUUCAAAGUCACCCUCUCAUUCUCCAAGGGGUAGGAGUCGUUCUAGGCACUGAAUUCAAUAUAAAUUUACCCGAAGUUAAACUGAAGUACUUCUUAUGUUGGAGAUUUCUUUAAUUUGCUAUGUUCUUGAACCCUGGGUUAUUUCCUAAACCAUAUAAACCGAAUUUUAUUGUGAAGAUCAAAUUAGAAGCAAGCCUGGUGGCAUUGACAUAA
Messenger RNA from Impatiens glandulifera, 1835 nucleotides. Its product is annotated as CLK4-associating serine/arginine rich protein. NCBI's taxonomy places the organism in Eukaryota, Viridiplantae, Streptophyta, Magnoliopsida, Ericales, Balsaminaceae. Bases 53 to 1675 code for a protein of 540 amino acids. The record is from RefSeq and is a predicted model, not a curated record. The transcript has 13 exons.